ACUGCUAUUAAUCUUAUUUAAUUUUUUUGUACCUUAAUCUGUUUCCCUCUCCCUAGUGUGAUGCUUGGGCUAAGGGGCAAUUAUAAGAUUAUUUACCUAAUGUAGAAGUGCAGUCUAGAAUACUGUCUAUGGUAAGAACCCUAUGAUACAUGUGGAUAUAAAAUACUCCAUAAACAAAUAAAAUUAGUACUUUAAAAAUCUUAAAAUCAAAUUCCUAGAAUCAGUCGGACACUUGUCAAAAUUUUAUUUCAAUGGCAGUCAGUCGUCUUUUCUGUUCUGCUCUAUGCAUCUGUGGGAAGUCAGGCUUGUAAAUUGCAGUUGUUGAUGACUUGAUGCUCAAGUCGUCAUUUUGGCCUGGCCAUUAUCAAUUCCUUUCAACAUGUACUUUGGGUCCUCCAAAAAAAUCUACAGAUAUUCCUGUUAUAAUGCUCACUGCCAAGGAAACACAAUCUUGUUUAUUGAAUGAUCUAUGCUUAAGUCAAUAUAAUGAAAAAAUUGGUCAUAUUUUAACAAUAAGAAUUUGUUUUUCACAAUUCUAUCUUAACACAAGGCUUGAAGUAUGUGAUUACCUUCAAAACUGCAACAGGUUACUUUGAAUUCUUCUCCACAGGCUUAAUUGAAGGAAGUUACUGCUAUAUUCAACUUGUUAUGUUUGAUGAUCAAUUUGGAUGCUUCGUUUACAGUUUAUCUACUGUUCACCAAGUUUGAUACUCAUCUGUUUCUACAGAAUUCAGUUAAGAGGCGCCAGCAUGAAGCAGAACUGAAAUUAGUAGAAGAAGAAACAACGAAGAGGGUUGAAGAGGCAAUUCAGAAAAAAGUUGAAGAGAAAUUGAACUCUGCCUACAUGAAGCUUGAAAUUGAUAAGCGACUUUCAGAAGGUCGGAAGAAGCUUGUCAUUGAGGUUGCGGCUCAGCUUCAAAAGGAGCGGGAAGCUGCAGUUAUCAUGGCAAAACAAAAGGAGGAGCAAGCCAGGAAGGAGGCCGAGGAAAUGGAUAAGAUGCUUGAAGAGAAGAGGAUGAAGAUCGAAGAAGCUCAGAGAAGGGAAGCUUUGGAGCAGCAGAGGAUAGAGGAGGAACGGUAUAGGGAACUGGAGGAGCUUCAAAGACAGAAAGAGGAGGCUAUGCGAAGGAAGAAACAGGAAGAAGAGGAAGAACGCGCCAAACAAAUGAAGCUGUUGGGCAAGAACAAAUCUCGCCCAAAGUUGUCUUUUGCUUUCGGGUUAAAAUAAAUCUGGUCGACUAAUGAAGAUUCCAGAAGAAGCUCCGUCGUCCCCUGUGUAUUUCUGUAUUUUUUUUCCCUUUUGCCUUUUUUUUUUUGUUUUUACUGGGCAGUGUUUUUGUGUUCAAAUUUGAAGGCAAAUGAAUUAAUGAAAUGUUAGCAGUUUAGAUUUAAUACAACCAACAGUGAACAUGAAAGUGUGGCAACAACAGGCGCCUGCUUACAAUUUCUGUCCUUUUU
Molecule: messenger RNA, 1458 nt
Organism: Cuscuta campestris
Lineage: Eukaryota; Viridiplantae; Streptophyta; Magnoliopsida; Solanales; Convolvulaceae
Source: the annotation of a GenBank genome assembly